AUGCGGUCGCCUUCUCAAACCCUCGCUACCGCCGACACCCCAGCAGCCCCCGCCUCUCACCCCGGCCUCGGGCUUGACAGCGACUUGUGGUCUGUAAGCACAGCGCCGGAAGCAGCAGCAGCAGCAGCUGCUGCUGCUGCUGCUGCUGCUGAGGGUUUGGCCAAGGGUUUAGGGUUUGCUGCUGACGAAAUCAACAGCGAAUUAGGAGACCUUAUUGGCGGCAUGCAGCGCUACCACCACCUCGCAAACACCCUCGCAGGGGGCAUGGACCUUGUGUCGGUGGUUGAGGGUUUGCGGCUGAAGAGCUCGCAGCUGCAGCAGCAGCAGCAGCAGCGGCUGCGGGAGAAGACGAAGCAGCAGCUGCAGCAAGCCAGGCUGCGGGCGCAGCAGCAGCAGCAGCAGCUAAGAGAAAAGCUGAUGGCUAGCCAGCUAGCUGCGAAAGACCAAACCAUAGUUAGGCUCCAGGCGCAGCUGCGGGCUGCUCAGCAGCGGGCCACGGAGGCGUCAGCUUCUGCAGCAGCAGCUAGCCAGCAGCAGCAGCAGCAGCAGCAGCAGCAGCAGCAGCUGCUGCUGCUGCAGGGGCUUGAGCUAGACCUUUCGCCCACUCCUCGGGGGGGCCCCCGGGGGGCCCCCCGGGGGGGCCCCCUAGCUGAUUUGCAUGAGAGCUGCGAAGCUCUUGCUGCUGCUGAUCCUGCUGCUGCUGCUGCUGCUGCUGCAGCAGCAGCAGCACUGGACCCUGCUAGCCGGCUGCGGCUUGAACUGGAGGAAAAGCUCUUAAGUUUAAAAAGCUGCUGCUGCAGCAGCAGCAGCAGCAGCAGCAGCAGCAGCAUUUCAAUUCCGGCCAUGAACGAAUGGCUCAAGCUCAACCUUGCAGCGUGGAAGGCUCUCCAACUCCAAGCCCCUUUGCGAGGGUUUGCGCUGCCGGAAAGAGCCACGGAGAAGACAGUGCAGCAGCUGCGGGAAAAAGUCGAAGCAGAAAAAAUAAUUCUUUUCAAAACCCUCAGAGCACUGCAGCACGAAACCCUCAGAUUCGUCAAACAGAUAUGCGAAACUCCGUGGCGUUUUGAAGAGCAAAAGAAGGAAAAAGAAGCAGCAGAAGCAACAGCAACAGCAGCAGAAGCAGCAGCAGCAGCAGCAGAAGCAGCAGCAGCAGAAGCAGCAGACAAGCAAAAGGCAGCAGAAGCAGAAGGAAGGCUUCUUGCUGCAGAGGUUCGCAAGCUGCAGCAGCAACUCGAGAGAAGCAAAGAAGACCUGCAUAAUGAAGAGAAUGAGAAAGAAAAAGCAGCAGCAGCAGCAGCAGCAGCAGCAGCACAAGUGCAGCAGCUGCAGCAGGAAGUUGAGAGGCUGGCACGUUAUGCAGAAGAUAAGCAGCAAGAAACAAAACAAUUAAGAGAAGAUAACAGAUCUCUCGCGGAGUCGCUGAGGACGGCUCAGGAGCGUUUGAGUGAGGGCGCAGCAGCAGCAGCAGCAGCAGCAGCAGCAGGCGCGGGGCCGCUGCAGGACUUGGCUGCGCUGCUGCAGCAGCAAGAAGACACAAUCCAAAGGGCGCUGCUGUCAAGGGCCCCUUCCCGCUUCAUAAUCCGCAGCAGCAGCAAAAGGUGGCUGCCCAGCAGCAGCAGCAGCAGGAGGCUUCCGAGCUGCUUGCGGAGCCGCAGAACUACUUCCUUUGCUGCCAGCAAAGCCACCAGCAGCAGCAGCAGCAGCAGCAGCAGCAGCAGCAGCAGCGGGGGGGAGGAGAAGGCCGCCACUGCAGGCAAAAAGAAGCAGAGGAAGCCACACACAAAAACGCGGAAGCAGCAGCAGCAGCAGCAGCAGCGGCAGCAGCAGCAGCUCGAACUGCAACAAGAGCAGCUGAGACUACAGCAGCAGCAGCAGCAGCAGCAGCAGCAGCAGCAGCAGCAGCUUCUCACGGACCGGAGCGUUUCCCAGCAGCAGCAGCAGCAGCAGCAGCAGCAGCAGCAGCAGCAGCAGCAGCAGCAGCAGCAGCAGCAGCAGUCGCAGCGGUCUCUUUCUUCUGGGGACGCUUCAGAGAUUUGCCGCGCGGAGGCUCGGCUGCAAGAGGCUUCCUCCUUAUUAGUUGCUGUUGAGGCCGCCCUGAAGCCGUCAGAGCAGCAGCAGCAGCAGCUGCUGCUGCAGCAGCAGCAGCUGCAGCAGCAGCAGCAGCAGCUGCAGCAGCAGCAGCAGCAGCAGCAAGUGGCGCUGCUGGGCAUGGGGGGCAAGGAUUAUCUUGAGGCAGAAAACAAGGCACUGCAGCAGCAGCAGCAGCUGCAGCAGCAGCAGCAGCAGCAGCAAGUGGCGCUGCUGGGCAUGGGGGGCAAGGAUUAUCUUGAGGCAGAAAACAAGGCACUGCGCCAGCAGACGCUGCAGCUGGAGUCUUCACUGGAGCUGCUGCAGCAGGAGCUGAAGCAGCUGCAGCAACAGCUGCAGCAGCAGCAGCAGCAGCAGGAGCAACAGCUGCAGCAGCAGCUCGACCAGCAGCAGCAGCAGCAGCAGCAGCAGCAGCAGCAGCAGCUGCUGGUGACGCUGCCGCAGGGAGCAGCAGCAGAAGCAGAAAUGCUAGCAGCAAAAGAAACAGAAAUAAAACUUUUAAAAAUUAAUUUCAAAAAAAGAAUUGAUGAAGAAAAAUCCAAACUUGCAGAAACUGUCAUCCAACUCCAAAUGGCCUACGAGCAGCAAAUCAACACGUUGUCCAACAAGCACAAGGUGGAGCUAGCUGAGCUGGAAGCAGCAAACAGCAGCAAAAUAAAUGAAUUGGAAGUUGAAAUCAGCAGCCUCAGGACGCAGCAGCACAAGCAGCUGCAGCUGCUGCGGCAAAACGAGGAAAAGGGUUUGCUGCAGCCCAGUAUAGAAGAGUUAAGGGCCGAGUUAGCUGCUGCUCGCACGCAGCUGCAGCAGCAGCAGCGGCAGCACGCAGCAGCUCUGGAGGAGGAGCAGCAGCGGUUUGCUGCAGCAGAGAAGGCGCUGAGGGAGCGCCUGUGGCAGCAGCAGCAGCAGCAGCAGCAGCAGCACGAGCUGCUGCUGCAGAUGAGAGAAGGAGAAUUUAAAUCUCAAUUAAAUAAACAAAAAGCAGAAGCAGAAAGAGAGCUAAAGGAGGAAAGAGACAGAGCAGACCAAACCCUCAAAAACACCCUAGAAGAGCACGGGCGAGCGGUGGAGCGACUGCGACUGAGUCAUCUUUUGGAACUUCAAUCAAUAAAAGACAAAAAGAAAAUAAAAGAAAAGUUGGAAGAAGAAAUUGAAAAAGGAAAAGUCCAUUCAAGUGCUGCAGCAGCAGAAAGAGCCCUUGCAGACGCCCUCAGCAGCCACAAACAAGAGAUGCAGCUGCUGCAGCUGCAGCACUCCAACGAGCUGCAGCAGCAGCGGGCUUCGCAUGAAGCAGCAAUAUGUGAAAUUCGGGGGGGUUAUGAAAAGCUGCUGCUGGAGCAGCAGCGGGGCGCAGCAGCAGCAGCAGCAGCAGCAACAGCAGCAGCAGAGCAAACCCUGCAAGCAGCAGCAGACUCUUUUGCUGCUAAACUCAAAUCAACAGAAACCCUCUUUCAAGAAAGACUCAAAGAAGCUGCUGAAAGUGCAGCACAAGAGAGAGAAACCCUCAUUCAAAGGCGCGCUAAACCCUAA
Eimeria necatrix is the source of this 3615-nucleotide messenger RNA. RefSeq lists its product as hypothetical. The record is from RefSeq and is a predicted model, not a curated record. Bases 1 to 3615 code for a protein of 1204 amino acids. The transcript has 16 exons. Lineage: Eukaryota; Apicomplexa; Conoidasida; Eucoccidiorida; Eimeriidae.